AUGGAGAAGUUAAAAGGUGGUGUUUUGUGCAAAGUGGUGAUAACAUUCAUGGUGUUAUCCAGUGUAAAUGGAAGUAUAAAAGAUGAAAUGCGCAAUGGUGUGUCGUUCAAACUGACCGAGCUCAUUAGAAAAUUGUUCCCAGUGGAUGAAAAAGUGAUGGAAAGUGCUUCAAACAACCUGAUACCUAAUAUAAUCAAAAAGAUAAAAGAAUAUGUCUUCCCAUCAUCACCUACGACAUCAACCAUUGAAACAACUGAAUCAAUAGCAACUCAACAAACAACCACUUCUGCUACCAUCGAUCAAACAACUACGACCGAUGAUGUACACCAGCAAUCAACAACAGAAGAUGAACAAACAGAGAGCACUGAUGACACUGCGGCGUUAACAAACGAUGAUGAAACUGACGAGACUACAGCAGCCACCGAAGAGGAAACGGAAAGCACGGCGGCUGAAGAAGAAACCGAGACUACAGCAGCCGCCGAAGAGGAAACGGAAAGCACGGCGGCUGAAGAAGAAACCGAGACUACAGCAGCCGCCGAAGAGGAAACGGAAAGCACGACGGCUGAAGAAGAAACCGAGACUACAGCAGCCGCCGAAGAGGAAACGGAAAGCACGGCGGCUGAAGAAGAAACCGAGACUACAGCAGCCGCCGAAGAGGAAACGGAAAGCACGGCGGCUGAAGAAGAAACCGAGACUACAGCAGCCGCCGAAGAGGAAACGGAAAGCACGGCGGCUGAAGAAGAAACCGAGACUACAGCAGCCGCCGAAGAGGAAACGGAAAGCACGGCGGCUGAAGAAGAAACCGAGACUACAGCAGCUGCCGAAGAGGAAACGGAAAGCACGGCGGCUGAAGAAGAAACCGAGACUACAGCAGCCACCGAAGAGGAAACGGAAAGCACGGCGGCUGAAGAAGAAACCGAGACUACAGCAGCCGCCGAAGAGGAAACGGAAAGCACGGCGGCUGAAGAAGAAACCGAGACUACAGCAGCCGCCGAAGAGGAAACGGAAAGCACGACGGCUGAAGAAGAAACCGAGACUACAGCAGCCGCCGAAGAGGAAACGGACAGCACGGCGGCUGAAGAAGAAACCGAGACUACAGCAGCCGCCGAAGAGGAAACGGAAAGCACGACGGCUGAAGAAGAAACCGAGACUACAGCAGCCGCCGAAGAGGAAACGGAAAGCACGGCGGCUGAAGAAGAAACCGAGACUACAGCAGCCGCCGAAGAGGAAACGGAAAGCACGGCGGCUGAAGAAGAAACCGAGACUACAGCAGCCGCCGAAGAGGAAACGGAAAGCACGGCGGCUGAAGAAGAAACCGAGACUACAGCAGCCACCGAAGAGGAAACGGAAAGCACGGCGGCUGAAGAAGAAACCGAGACUACAGCAGCCGCCGAAGAGGAAACGGAAAGCACGGCGGCUGAAGAAGAAACCGAGACUACAGCAGCCGCCGAAGAGGAAACGGAAAGCACGGCGGCUGAAGAAGAAACCGAGACUACAGCAGCCGCCGAAGAGGAAACGGAAAGCACGGCGGCUGAAGAAGAAACCGAGACUACAGCAGCCGCCGAAGAGGAAACGGAAAGCACGGCGGCUGAAGAAGAAACCGAGACUACAGCAGCCGCCGAAGAGGAAACGGAAAGCACGGCGGCUGAAGAAGAAACCGAGACUACAGCAGCCGCCAAAGAGGAAACGGACAGCACGGCGGCUGAAGAAGAAACCGAGACUACAGCAGCCGCCGAAGAGGAAACGGAAAGCACGGCGGCUGAAGAAGAAACCGAGACUACAGCAGCCGCCGAAGAGGACACGGAAAGCACGGCGGCUGAAGAAGAAACCGAGACUACAGCAGCCACCGAAGAGGACACGGAAAGCACGGCGGCUGAAGAAGAAACCGAGACUACAGCAGCCGCCGAAGAGGAAACGGAAAGCACGGCGGCUGAAGAAGAAACCGAGACUACAGCAGCCGCCGAAGAGGAAACGGAAAGCACGGCGGCUGAAGAAGAAACCGAGACUACAGCAGCCGCCGAAGAGGAAACGGAAAGCACGGCGGCUGAAGAAGAAACCGAGACUACAGCAGCCGCCGAAGAGGAAACGGAAAGCACGGCGGUUGAAGAAGAAACCGAGACUACAGCAGCCGCCGAAGAGGAAACGGAAAGCACGACGGCUGAAGAAGAAACCGAGACUACGGCAGCCGCCGAAGAGGAAACGGAAAGCACGACGGCUGAAGAAGAAACCGAGACUACGGCAGCCGCCGAAGAGGAAACGGAAAGCACGGCGGCUGAAGAAGAAACCGAGACUACAGCAGCCGCCGAAGAGGAAACGGAAAGCACGGCGGCUGAAGAAGAAACCGAGACUACAGCAGCCGCCGAAGAGGAAACGGAAAGCACGGCGGCUGAAGAAGAAACCGAGACUACAGCAGCCGCCGAAGAGGAAACGGAAAGCACGGCGGCUGAAAAAGAAACCGAGACUACAGCAGCCGCCGAAGAGGAAACGGAAAGCACGGCGGCUGAAGAAGAAACCGAGACUACAGCAGCCGCCGAAGAGGAAACGGAAAGCACGGCGGCUGAAGAAGAAACCGAGACUACAGCAGCCGCCAAAGAGGAAACGGACAGCACGGCGGCUGAAGAAGAAACCGAGACUACAGCAGCCGCCGAAGAGGAAACGGAAAGCACGACGGCUGAAGAAGAAACCGAGACUACAGCAGCCGCCGAAGAGGAAACGGAAAGCACGGCGGCUGAAGAAGAAACCGAGACUACAGCAGCCGCCGAAGAGGAAACGGAAAGCACGGCGGCUGAAGAAGAAACCGAGACUACAGCAGCCACCGAAGAGGAAACGGAAAGCACGGCGGCUGAAGAAGAAACCGAGACUACAGCAGCCGCCGAAGAGGAAACGGAAAGCACGGCGGCUGAAGAAGAAACCGAGACUACAGCAGCUGCCGAAGAGGAAACGGAAAGCACGGCGGCUGAAGAAGAAAUCGAGACAACGGCAGCCGCCGAAGAGGAAACGGAAACCACGGCGGCUGAAGAAGAAACCGAGACUACAGCAGCCGCCGACGAGGAAACGGAAAGCACGACGGCUGAAGAAGAAACCGAGACUACAGCACCUGCCGAAGAGGAAACGGAAAGCACGGCGGCUGAAGAAGAAACCGAGACUACAGCAGCCGCCGAAGAGGAAACGGAAAGCACGGCGGCUGAAGAAGAAACCGAGACUACAGCAGCCGCCGAAGAGGAAACGGAUAGCACGGCGGCUGAAGAAGAAACCGAGACUACAGCAGCCGCCGAAGAGGAAACGGAAAGCACGGCGGCUGAAGAAGAAACCGAGACUACAGCACCUGCCGAAGAGGAAACGGAAAGCACGGCGGCUGAAGAAGAAACCGAGACUACAGCAGCCGCCGAAGAGGAAACGGAAAGCACGGCGGCUGAAGAAGAAACCGAGACUACAGCAGCCGCCGAAGAGGAAACGGAAAGCACGGCGGCUGAAGAAGAAACCGAGACUACAGCAGCCGCCGAAGAGGAAACGGAAAGCACGGCGGCUGAAGAAGAAACCGAGACUACAGCAGCUGCCGAAGAGGAAACGGAAAGCACGGCGGCUGAAGAAGAAACCGAGACUACAGCAGCUGCCGAAGAGGAAACGGAAAGCACGGCGGCUGAAGAAGAAACCGAGACUACAGCAGCCGCCGAAGAGGAAACGGAAAGCACGGCGGCUGAAGAAGAAACCGAGACUACAGCAGCCGCCGAAGAGGAAACGGAAAGCACGGCGGCUGAAGAAGAAACCGAGACUACAGCAGCCGCCGAAGAGGAAACGGAAAGCACGGCGGCUGAAGAAGAAACCGAGACUACAGCAGCCGCCGAAGAGGAAACGGAAAGCACGGCGGCUGAAGAAGAAACCGAGACUACAGCAGCCGCCAAAGAGGAAACGGAAAGCACGGCGGCUGAAGAAGAAACCGAGACUACAGCAGCCGCCGAAGAGGACACGGAAAGCACGGCGGCUGAAGAAGAAACCGAGACUACAGCAGCCGCCGAAGAGGAAACGGAAAGCACGGCGGCUGAAGAAGAAACCGAGACUACAGCAGCUGCCGAAGAGGAAACGGAAAGCACGGCGGCUGAAGAAGAAACCGAGACUACAGCAGCCGCCGAAGAGGAAACGGAAAGCACGGCGGCUGAAGAAGAAACCGAGACUACAGCAGCCGCCGAAGAGGAAACGGAAAGCACGGCGGCUGAAGAAGAAACCGAGACUACAGCAGCUGCCGAAGAGGAAACGGAAAGCACGGCGGCUGAAGAAGAAACCAAGACUACAGCAGCCGCCGAAGAGGAAACGGAAAGCACGGCGGCUGAAGAAGAAACCGAGACUACAGCAGCCGCCGAAGAGGAAACGGAAAGCACGGCGGCUGAAGAAGAAACCGAGACUACAGCAGCCACCGAAGAGGAAACGGAAAGCACGGCGGCUGAAGAAGAAAUCGAGACUACAGCAGCCGCCGAAGAGGAAACGGAAAGCACGGCGGCUGAAGAAGAAACCGAGACUACAGCAGCCGCCGAAGAGGAAACGGAACGCACGGCGGCUGAAGAAGAAACCGAGACUACAGCAGCCGCCGAAGAGGAAACGGAAAGCACGGCGGCUGAAGAAGAAACCGAGACUACAGCAGUUGCCGAAGAGGAAACGGAAAGCACGGCGGCUGAAGAAGAAACCGAGACUACAGCAGCUGCCGAAGAGGAAACGGAAAGCACGACGGCUGAAGAAGAAACCGAGACUACAGCAGCCGCCGAAGAGGAAACGGAAAGCACGGCGGCUGAAGAAGAAACCGAGACUACAGCAGCCGCCGAAGAGGAAACGGAAAGCACGGCGGCUGAAGAAGAAACCGAGACUACAGCAGCCGCCGAAGAGGAAACGGAAAGCACGGCGGCUGAAGAAGAAACCGAGACUACAGCAGCUGCCGAAGAGGAAACGGAAAGCACGGCGGCUGAAGAAGAAACCGAGACUACAGCAGCUGCCGAAGAGGAAACGGAAAGCACGGCGGCUGAAGAAGAAACCGAGACUACAGCAGCCGCCGAAGAGGAAACGGAAAGCACGGCGGCUGAAGAAGAAACCGAGACUACAGCAGCCGCCGAAGAGGAAACGGAAAGCACGGCGACUCAAGAAGAAACCGAGACUACAGCAGCCGCCGAAGAGGAAACGGAAAGCACGGCGGCUGAAGAAGAAACCGAGACUACAGCAGCCGCCGAAGAGGAAACGGAAAGCACGGCGGCUGAAGAAGAAACCGAGACUACAGCAGCCGCCGAAGAGGAAACGGAAAGCACGGCGGCUGAAGAAGAAACCGAGACUACAGCAGCUGCCGAAGAGGAAACGGAAAGCACGGCGGCUGAAGAAGAAACCGAGACUACAGCAGCUGCCGAAGAGGAAACGGAAAGCACGGCGGCUGAAGAAGAAACCGAGACUACAGCAGCCGCCGAAGAGGAAACGGAAAGCACGGCGGCUGAAGAAGAAACCGAGACUACAGCAGCCGCCGAAGAGGAAACGGAAAGCACGGCGGCUGAAGAAGAAACCGAGACUACAGCAGCCGCCGAAGAGGAAACGGAAAGCACGGCGGCUGAAGAAGAAACCGAGACUACAGCAGCCGCCGAAGAGGAAACGGAAAGCACGGCGGCUGAAGAAGAAACCGAGACUACAGCAGCCGCCAAAGAGGAAACGGAAAGCACGGCGGCUGAAGAAGAAACCGAGACUACAGCAGCUGCCGAAGAGGAAACGGAAAGCACGGCGGCUGAAGAAGAAACCGAGACUACAGCAGCCGCCGAAGAGGAAACGGAAAGCACGGCGGCUGAAGAAGAAACCGAGACUACAGCAGCCGCCGAAGAGGAAACGGAAAGCACGGCGACUCAAGAAGAAACCGAGACUACAGCAGCCGCCGAAGGGGAAACGGAAAGCACGGCGGCUGAAGAAGAAACCGAGACUACAGCAGCCGCCGAAGAGGAAACGGAAAGCACGGCGGCUGAAGAAGAAACCGAGACUACAGCAGCCGCCGAAGAGGAAACGGAAAGCACGGCGGCUGAAGAAGAAACCGAGACUACAGCAGCUGCCGAAGAGGAAACGGAAAGCACGGCGGCUGAAGAAGAAACCGAGACUACAGCAGCUGCCGAAGAGGAAACGGAAAGCACGGCGGCUGAAGAAGAAACCGAGACUACAGCAGCCGCCGAAGAGGAAACGGAAAGCACGGCGACUCAAGAAGAAACCGAGACUACAGCAGCCGCCGAAGAGGAAACGGAAAGCACGGCGGCUGAAGAAGAAACCGAGACUACAGCAGCCGCCGAAGAGGAAACGGAAAGCACGGCGGCUGAAGAAGAAACCGAGACUACAGCAGCCGCCAAAGAGGAAACGGAAAGCACGGCGGCUGAAGAAGAAACCGAGACUACAGCAGCCGCCGAAGAGGAAACGGAAAGCACGGCGGCUGAAGAAGAAACCGAGACUACAGCAGCCGCCGAAGAGGAAACGGAAAGCACGGCGGCUGAAGAAGAAACCGAGACUACAGCAGCCGCCGAAGAGGAAACGGAAAGCACGGCGGCUGAAGAAGAAACCGAGACUACAGCAGCUGCCGAAGAGGAAACGGAAAGCACGGCGGCUGAAGAAGAAACCGAGACUACAGCAGCUGCCGAAGAGGAAACGGAAAGCACGGCGGCUGAAGAAGAAACCGAGACUACAGCAGCCGCCGAAGAGGAAACGGAAAGCACGGCGGCUGAAGAAGAAACCGAGACUACAGCAGCCGCCGAAGAGGAAACGGAAAGCACGGCGACUCAAGAAGAAACCGAGACUACAGCAGCCGCCGAAGAGGAAACGGAAAGCACGGCGGCUGAAGAAGAAACGGAAAGCACGGCGGCUGAAGAAGAAACCGAGACUACAGCAGCCGCCGAAGAGGAAACGGAAAGCACGGCGGCUGAAGAAGAAACCGAGACUACAGCAGCCGCCGAAGAGGACACGGAAAGCACGGCGGCUGAAGAAGAAACCGAGACUACAGCAGCCGCCGAAGAGGAAACGGAAAGCACGGCGGCUGAAGAAGAAACCGAGACUACAGCAGCCGCCGAAGAGGAAACGGAAAGCACGGCGGCUGAAGAAGAAACCGAGACUACAGCAGCCGCCGAAGAGGAAACGGAAAGCACGGCGGCUGAAGAAGAAACCGAGACUACAGCAGCCACCGAAGAGGAAACGGAAAGCACGGCGGCUGAAGAAGAAACCGAGACUACAGCAGCCGCCGAAGAGGAAACGGAAAGCACGGCGGCUGAAGAAGAAACCGAGACUACAGCAGCCGCCGAAGGGGAAACGGAAAGCACGGCGGCUGAAGAAGAAACCGAGACUACAGCAGCCGCCGAAGAGGAAACGGAAAGCACGGCGGCUGAAGAAGAAACCGAGACUACAGCAGCCGCCGAAGAGGAAACGGAAAGCACGGCGGCUGAAGAAGAAACCGAGACUACAGCAGCUGCCGAAGGGGAAACGGAAAGCACGGCGGCUGAAGAAGAAACCGAGACUACAGCAGCCGCCGAAGAGGAAACGGAAAGCACGGCGGCUGAAGAAGAAACCGAGACUACAGCAGCCGCCGAAGAGGAAACGGAAAGCACGGCGGCUGAAGAAGAAACCGAGACUACAGCAGCCGCCGAAGAGGAAACGGAAAGCACGGCGGCUGAAGAAGAAACCGAGACUACAGCAGCCGCCGAAGGGGAAACGGAAAGCACGGCGGCUGAAGAAGAAACCGAGACUACAGCAGCCGCCGAAGAGGAAACGGAAAGCACGGCGGCUGAAGAAGAAACCGAGACUACAGCAGCCACCGAAGAGGAAACGGAAAGCACGGCGGCUGAAGAAGAAACCGAGACUACAGCAGCCGCCGAAGAGGAAACGGAAAGCACGGCGGCUGAAGAAGAAACCGAGACUACAGCAGCCGCCGAAGAGGAAACGGAAAGCACGGCGGCUGAAGAAGAAACCGAGACUACAGCAGCCGCCGAAGAGGAAACGGAAAGCACGGCGGCUGAAGAAGAAACCGAGACUACAGCAGCCGCCGAAGAGGACACGGAAACCACGGCGGCUGAAGAAGAAACCGAGACUACAGCAGCCGCCGAAGAGGAAACGGAAAGCACGGCGGCUGAAGAAGAAACCGAGACUACAGCAGCCGCCGAAGAGGAAACGGAAAGCACGGCGGCUGAAGAAGAAACCGAGACUACAGCAGCCGCCGAAGAGGAAACGGACAGCACGGCGGCUGAAGAAGAAACCGAGACUACAGCAGCCGCCGAAGAGGAAACGGAAAGCACGGCGGCUGAAGAAGAAACCGAGACUACAGCAGCCGCCGAAGAGGAAACGGAAAGCACGGCGGCUGAAGAAGAAACCGAGACUACAGCAGCCACCGAAGAGGACACGGAAAGCACGGCGGCUGAAGAAGAAACCGAGACUACAGCAGCCACCGAAGAGGAAACGGAAAGCACGGCGGCUGAAGAAGAAACCGAGACUACAGCAGCCGCCGAAGAGGAAACGGAAAGCACGGCGGCUGAAGAAGAAACCGAGACUACAGCAGCCGCCGAAGAGGAAACGGAAAGCACGGCGGCUGAAGAAGAAACCGAGACUACAGCAGCCGCCGAAGAGGAAACGGAAAGCACGGCGGCUGAAGAAGAAACCGAGACUACAGCAGCCGCCGAAGAGGAAACGGAAAGCACGGCGGCUGAAGAAGAAACCGAGACUACAGCAGCCGCCGAAGAGGAAACGGAAAGCACGGCGGCUGAAGAAGAAACCGAGACUACAGCAGCCGCCGAAGAGGAAACGGAAAGCACGGCGGCUGAAGAAGAAACCGAGACUACAGCAGCCGCCGAAGAGGAAACGGAAAGCACGGCGGCUGAAGAAGAAACCGAGACUACAGCAGCCGCCGAAGAGGAAACGGAAAGCACGACGGCUGAAGAAGAAACCGAGACUACAGCAGCCGCCGAAGAGGAAACGGACAGCACGGCGGCUGAAGAAGAAACCGAGACUACAGCAGCCGCCGAAGAGGAAACGGAAAGCACGACGGCUGAAGAAGAAACCGAGACUACAGCAGCCACCGAAGAGGAAACGGAAAGCACGGCGGCUGAAGAAGAAACCGAGACUACAGCAGCCGCCGAAGAGGAAACGGAAAGCACGGCGGCUGAAGAAGAAACCGAGACUACAGCAGCCGCCGAAGAGGAAACGGAAAGCACGGCGGCUGAAGAAGAAACCGAGACUACAGCAGCCGCCGAAGAGGAAACGGAAAGCACGGCGGCUGAAGAAGAAACCGAGACUACAGCAGCUGCCGAAGAGGAAACGGAAAGCACGGCGGCUGAAGAAGAAACCGAGACUACAGCAGCUGCCAAAGAGGAAACGGAAAGCACGGCGGCUGAAGAAGAAACCGAGACUACAGCAGCUGCCGAAGAGGAAACGGAAAGCACGGCGGCUGAAGAAGAAACCGAGACUACAGCAGCCGCCGAAGAGGAAACGGAAAGCACGGCGGCUGAAGAAGAAACCGAGACUACAGCAGCCGCCGAAGAGGAAACGGAAAGCACGGCGGCUGAAGAAGAAACCGAGACUACAGCAGCCGCCGAAGAGGAAACGGAAAGCACGGCGGCUGAAGAAGAAACCGAGACUACAGCAGCCGCCGAAGAGGAAACGGAAAGCGCGACGGCUGAAGAAGAAACCGAGACUACAGCAGCCGCCGAAGAGGAAACGGACAGCACGGCGGCUGAAGAAGAAACCGAGACUACAGCAGCCGCCGAAGAGGAAACGGAAAGCACGACGGCUGAAGAAGAAACCGAGACUACAGCAGCCACCGAAGAGGAAACGGAAAGCACGGCGGCUGAAGAAGAAACCGAGACUACAGCAGCCGCCGAAGAGGAAACGGAAAGCACGGCGGCUGAAGAAGAAACCGAGACUACAGCAGCCGCCGAAGAGGAAACGGAAAGCACGGCGGCUGAAGAAGAAACCGAGACUACAGCAGCCGCCGAAGAGGAAACGGAAAGCACGGCGGCUGAAGAAGAAACCGAGACUACAGCAGCUGCCGAAGAGGAAACGGAAAGCACGGCGGCUGAAGAAGAAACCGAGACUACAGCAGCUGCCAAAGAGGAAACGGAAAGCACGGCGGCUGAAGAAGAAACCGAGACUACAGCAGCUGCCGAAGAGGAAACGGAAAGCACGGCGGCUGAAGAAGAAACCGAGACUACAGCAGCCGCCGACGAGGAAACGGAAAGCACGGCGGCUGAAGAAGAAACCGAGACUACAGCAGCCGCCGAAGAGGAAACGGACAGUACUUCAGAAAUACCCACGACCACCGCAGAGCCCAUUGACGAGUGUAUGGACUACACGCCGCCUCCUCCGGCAUUGAAACACCUGUACGUGAAAUUGAAACCGCAUUUAAAUGUGUCGUCUAUUGCACCAACUCCAGCACGUAAAAGCUUUCCCAGCUACCGUAAACUUAUAAAAGAUGUCAACAAAAUAUCCCUCAACUCGGGAUCGUUCAGACAGAAGAUUGAAGCAGUAAUCAACAAGUUCCAGGCGGCUAUUAACGAAUCUAUUGCAUCUCAACUGCAAUUUUUCGAAUCGACCCACAUUAAUAUGCUGUUUCAGCUGAAAAACUUUGUGCAAAAGUCUUACAACAGCUUCACCGAUUUGGUUGAUCACUCCUUCAAGAAUAGUGGCGUGUGCACGGGUAGAAGCAAAGAAUGUUGGAACAAGCUGCAGGCCGGACUGCCUCGCUUUAUGGAGGAGAUGAAUCAAGAGAUCGUCACGUGCGACGACAUCUUCAACGCGAACAUGGAAAAUCCGCGCGGUGUUUCGGUGCGUCGAGUGGCGGUGCAACGGAUCGGCCAGGAGUUUGGGCACAUCCAGUCGAAAUGUUUGAACAUCCCCCAGGGUAACGGGCAGACUCUCAGCUGUCUGAUGAAGAGUCUUCCACACUUCGUGCCAAGAAGUGCAGCAUACUUCAGCAGCCUGCAAAAUGUGAUCAGCCAGGGUACCAAUCUGAUGGGAUACGUUACAUCUAUGGCACAAAGCUGCUAUCAAACGGCGUAUAACGCACGUACCGAACAGUUCAACAACGGCAUGACCAAGUUGAACCGUUGCGUACAAGGCGAAAACGCCAACGAUGUGGCGCUAAACAAAGAGCUGGACAAAUAA
Anopheles marshallii is the source of this 11139-nucleotide messenger RNA. RefSeq lists its product as uncharacterized. The transcript is spliced from 5 exons. The coding region runs from base 1 to 11139 and encodes 3712 amino acids. NCBI's taxonomy places the organism in Eukaryota, Metazoa, Arthropoda, Insecta, Diptera, Culicidae. The record is from RefSeq and is a predicted model, not a curated record.